AUGGCCUCAGUUGAAAUACUGACCGAGGCGUCGCUGUUGGCGCCAGGUUUCCGUCAAAUGGAUCUCCGUACGUUGGACAUGUUGAAACUCUUGCAAACCGCUGGACUCAACGAGAAUGAGACAAUAAUCAGCGCGGGAAAUGAGAGCAAGACUUGCCUGCUCGACUCGUUUUUCCCGGAGACAGUAGGGACGGCGGUGACUCCUCUGCUAGCGUGGGGUUGCCUUGUGUUGAUGGGCACCUUUGUCGCAAAGUCUCCCCUCCGUUCACUCUCUCUGCAACGCUCGUGGCAAGAGUUGACCACUGGGCGACAAUCAAGACUGAAUAUGCUGGAUUGCUUUAGAGUGAUCGCCAUCUUGUGGGUGAUGAUGAACCACACCGGAUCCGAGGGUCGCGUCGAUAUCCUCGAUCGACUCCCGUCAGCUGAAACAUUCAAACACAACGUGCACACGCAUCCGAUCUUCGGCGCACUCCUUGGGAACAGUGCCCUCGGGGUUGAGGUGUUCCUCGUGCUCUCCGGUAUGCUUGGCGCUCGUUCGUGGCUGCGGAACGCGGAAGACGAUUUCUGGUCUCACUAUCGCUCAUUCAUCGGUCGUCGCAUUCUCCGCCUUUUCCCUUCAAUCGCCUUUUUCGUCUACCUUGCCGCCGGACCGAUCAUGAAAGCCGUCUUGCCGCGUUACACAUCGACGAUGAUCUCGGACUGUGGCUUGCAGGGUCUCCUCAGCCAUCUCACCUUCACCGGCAAUUGGCAAUCAACGCCGACUUGCAUGGGCUAUUUGUGGUAUCUCGGAUUGGACAUGCAAUUGCAUCUGGCUCUUCCUUUCCUCCUCCAUUUGCUCGUCUCCAACAAAGUGAGAGGAUUGGCGGUGAUCUUUGCAACGAUUGCCACCUCAUGCGUUCUCCGGGCCGCUCACUGCUCGAUCUAUGGAGUCUGCAACAAGAGUGAUGUCGAUAUCCCGUUCAUCUCGUACCCUGACUCGGACCCGAUCGAGAUCCUCAAAGCCUACGAGGGAUUGUGGGAUAUGUACGCACGACCGUACACUAAAUGUGGCCCGUUCUUGGUGGGAGUCUUGCUCGGAUAUGCCACCGUCUAUAUAAAGGCCGAAUUCUCACCGCGUUUCUCCUCGACACUUUUCACGGCUAGUGCAUUGACUUGUGUUGGUGUGAUCUACGCAAUUUUGCCUGAAUACUGGUAUCCGGAGAUGUCAACGAAUCUCUACAAUCUCUCCUAUACGGCGACUUUCCGAACCAUCUUCUCAAUCGGUAUCUGCGGGAUGAUCGCCGCGUUGUACUGGAGAAAGAAUAGUGUGCAAGUGUCCCCCUUGUGGUCGAUUCUCGCCCGUCUGACCUUCUCGGUUUAUCUCCUCCACAUGCCGAUCGUCUACAUCUUCAACCAUCUGCCGUACCUCCAAACAGCUCACGGUGCAGUUGAGCUCCUCGUCGUGCUUCCAUUCGUCUCGAUUCUCUCAUUCUUUGCCGCGAUAAUCUUCUACCUUUUCAUCGAAUCUCCUAUCGGAAAUCUCUCAAAUCAAUGCGCGAAACAGUUGGGGUUG
Mesorhabditis belari is the source of this 1551-nucleotide messenger RNA. Lineage: Eukaryota; Metazoa; Nematoda; Chromadorea; Rhabditida; Rhabditidae. The record is from the annotation of a GenBank genome assembly.